Aegilops tauschii subsp. strangulata is the source of this 1333-nucleotide messenger RNA. Its product is annotated as sirohydrochlorin ferrochelatase, chloroplastic. Lineage: Eukaryota; Viridiplantae; Streptophyta; Magnoliopsida; Poales; Poaceae. Gene Ontology annotation, molecular function: lyase activity. The record is from RefSeq and is a predicted model, not a curated record.
GACACGUCACCAGCCUCCCUCCACCCUACCACGCCCUCUCUCGUCUCCCUCACGCUGUCUCGCAAUCGUUCCUCUCCACCCACUGUCAUCAUCAAGAAAAAAAGAAUCGUUCCUCUCCACCUCCCUGACGCGUCGCACCGGCGGCCGACGCGGCAUCGGCGGCGGAGAAGGUGCUGUUAGAUCGACUGUCUAAGAAAAUAUAGAGGGGUCUUUCUGUCCUCUGCUCGUACCUGAAGCAAGCGUGGAGGGGCUGCUCUAAUAGGUCUAUGCACCCUGUGUCAAUCUCCUUUCAACCAUUCACUGCAACUCCAGCGGGCAAUUUUCCCUCAAGGACCACUAAUGUGAGGUCUCGCCGUGAUUUUGUCAAGUUGCCGACAGUUGAAAGAAGUAGUGGAUACCGUGCCAUGAAUUCCGGACCAAAUUCUGCUUCCAGGUCUGAAAUGACUGGGGAACAGGAUUAUGCUGUGGGAGAGAAUGAUGGUGUGAUCAUAGUCGACCAUGGGUCACGGCGACAGGAAUCUAAUCUCAUGCUAAACGAUUUUGUUACUAUGUUCAGGGCAAGGACUGGCUACAGGAUUGUUGAGCCUGCUCACAUGGAGCUCGCUGAGCCUACCAUUAAAGAAGCAUUUGGAAAAUGUGUCCAGCAAGGAGCAUCCCGCAUUAUUGUCAGCCCAUAUUUCCUCUCACCUGGACGGCACUGGAAACAAGAUAUACCUUCUUUAGCAGCAGAAGCCUCUAAAGAGCACUCUAACGUGGCCUACAUUGUCACUGCUCCUCUUGGAUUGCAUGAGCUUAUGGUGGCAAUCUUCUCUUUUUUUUUUGACAAUCAAGAAGAGCAAUCUCCUCUUCAGUAUAAUCUCAAAGUUGAUUGGCUACAAAUUCCACGGCAAACAUGUUUCUGUAGGAUAUUAUGAAUGACCGCAUCAAGUACUGCCUGAGGCACGUUGCAGGCGAUGCCGAUGAGUGUGCAGUAUGUGCUGGGACUGGAAAGUGCCACCUCUACUCCUGAUGAUGAUGACAUGUGAGCUGCUCGAAAGUCUAAUCAGGACACCUUGUUUUUCUCUCAUUGGCAGCGCAGAUUGAUGGCUGAGGCCAAUAUUUCCAUCUUGUUAACCCAUGCUCCUUGUUAUCUGCCAUGUGAUCAGAAAACAUUGUAACAAUGAUCUCGGCGGUUUUGUUCAGCUUGUAGAUCUAGAGUGUUUUCAGUAGUCUGAACAAGAUACCAUGACAAGAGAGUGUAAAUUUGUCAUGUAAAUCAAACACUGCCUGGUAUGCACCACAACAAAUUUGUUAUGCCCCUGCAAGAAAAAAAAUGUUACGGAAAUGUCUGGAA